Dermatophagoides pteronyssinus (European house dust mite) is the source of this 1030-nucleotide messenger RNA. RefSeq lists its product as uncharacterized. The record is from RefSeq and is a predicted model, not a curated record. Lineage: Eukaryota; Metazoa; Arthropoda; Arachnida; Sarcoptiformes; Pyroglyphidae.
AACAACAACAACAUCCACCAUUGUCAAUAUCAUCAUCUUGUUCAUCUUCAUUAUCAUCAUCAUCAUCAUCAUCGACAUCAUCUACAACAAACAAUAUCAGCAAUGGCAAUAAUGUUAAUUUUAUCGAAAUUAACCAAUACAAUAAUAACAAUAGGACAAUGAAUGAUACAUCAUUAAUGAUCAAGAAUCAAACACCUACAUACGUAUCAGUUGGGCCAAAUUCUAAUCAAACAUUAUCUCCAACAGUUAUUCCGCCGCCACCACCGCCAUUACCACCGCUUGUUCCACCUCAUCUAAAAAUUCCACCAAAGCCAAAGAUAUCCGCUAAACCGGAAUCAUUGUCAAAUAGUAUGAAUAAUACGGUUCCGCCAUUUUAUCACAGUAAAAUGACACAAUCAAAUCCAAAUCUAAGUAAUCUAUGUAACAACAAUAAUACCAACAAUAAUAAUCGACCUCCAUCAACAAAUCUUUUUGGUGAAAUGGCACAAAAAUUAGCUAAACGACGAGCAAAAAUUGAAGAAAAUGAACAAUCAAAUGUAGAUAAUGGUACUAAAUCUAGUGAUUUGCCUGUCGAUCAACAGCCUAAAGCAACAUCGCCGGUCAAAUGUUAUAAUCCAAUCAAUUCGACUAUACGUCGAUUGAAUUCAAUCAGUAAUGGUUCAUCUGUGCCUAAUCAAAAUGAUAAUGUUAAUGGUCGUCAAAAUGGCAAAAGUUCAACAUUGAAUACUAAUCUAAGAAUGAAUUCCCAAUCAUUGAUCAAUAUUGCCAAUGGCGUUCGUACAAAUGGCCAUCAUUCUCGUGCACAAUCACCGGCGCCACCCCCAUUACCUCCAUCAUUGACUGUUCAAAAUACGGUUUCAAAUCCUAUUGGAUCAUCAUCAAGUGAUCGGCUUAAAGAGGAAAUAAUGCAAGAAUUUCGACAAGAAUUAAUACAAUUUAAACAGGAUUUACUUAAUGCAAUUCGAACGGAAAUUUUUAACACUUUGAACGGUGAUAAUCAACGUACAUAACAAUGCUGACCAUAUAUAUU